AAGACAUCAAGGGAUGUGGAUAGCAAAAGCCCAUCUAGAAAAAGAUCUGUGCGCACUAGUUGCUGUGCAUCACGUUGGAAAGGCUGUCUUUAUAAUAUGAACAUAUCUCCCAGAGUCUACGCCUAAUUGGGACACCUUACUAUUGGAUUUUACUUUGCCUUUGAUAAGCCUACCGUCCAAGAGACAAACAUGUAAACAGAACAAAACAUCUUAAUAAACUUUGCAAUAAUGGGAAAUAAUAAACAAAUGAACAAGGAACAGAUGAGGAGCCAACCAGUCACUUCACCGAUGUCUGGUACUGGAUAAUAAGCAGUGUUUUUAGGAUCCAGGUGAAACACACUAUGCAAACAGAGCGACGGAGCAUCGUAUAGUUCCAACAUUUUCGUUUCACAAAAGUACACAGAACAACGUAGAAAACGGAGUUGUGUAAGGUGGCGGGUUUACGCAUGAAUGAUGGAGGACCUUCUGCGAGACCAAGACUUGUGGGCAAUUAUAAAUGAUUCAUGGACCAAUUCGAGUCGCGGUGGAAACGAGACCAGUACUGGGAACCAGUCCAUCGUGAACCCCUUGAAGCGGAACGAGGAGGUGGCCAAAGUGGAGGUGACCGUUCUUGUCCUAGUUCUGCUGCUCGCGUUGGUCGGUAACAUUUGCGUCCUUUUGGCUAGCCAUACGAGCAAGCACAGCCAUUCUCGGAUGUAUUACUUCAUGAAACACCUCAGUAUUGCGGACUUGGUGGUGGCAAUCUUUCAGGUCCUCCCGCAGCUUAUAUGGGACAUUACAUUCCGCUUCUACGGGCCGGACUUACUGUGCAGGCUGGUGAAGUACCUACAGGUUGUCGGGAUGUUCGGGUCGACCUACAUGCUUGUUCUAAUGUCCAUAGACAGAUGUUUGGCGAUAUGUCAGCCGCUUCGCUCUCUGCACAAGAGGAAGGACCGUUUUUAUGUGAUUGCCUCUUGGAUGCUUAGUCUGAUUUUCAGUACCCCUCAAGUGUAUAUAUUUUCGUUGAGGGAGGUGGGCAACGGAGUUUAUGAUUGUUGGGGAGACUUCGUGCAACCCUGGGGCGCCAAGGCGUACAUUACAUGGAUUAGUCUUACAAUCUACAUAAUUCCAGUGGCUAUCCUAAGUCUUUGCUAUGGCCUGAUAAGUUUUAAAAUAUGGCAAAACUUUAAAAUGAAAACCAGACGGGAUCAGUGUAUGUCUCUGACGCCGCGGGAGUACAAAGGCGCAGCGCUCUCUCGAGUGAGCAGCGUGAAGCUCAUAUCAAAAGCGAAGAUCCGAACUGUCAAAAUGACUUUUGUCAUAGUCCUAGCUUAUAUUGUUUGCUGGACUCCUUUUUUCUUCGUACAAAUGUGGUCGGCAUGGGAUCCUGCUGCACCCAGAGAAGAUGUGGCGUUUAUCAUUGCCAUGCUACUGGCCAGCCUGAACAGCUGCUGUAACCCAUGGAUCUAUAUGUUCUUCGCUGGCCACCUGUUUCACGACCUGAUGAGGUGCUUUGUCUGCUGCUCCUCACAGUACCUGAAGGCCUCACGGUGUGGAGGAUUUGACCACCAGCAGAGCCGCAGGAGCAUUUCCACCUACGUCGUCAAGGACCAUAGCAGUCAGAGGAGCGUCACUCAGACCUCCAGCACAUGAGGAGUGAGGACCAGGGAGGAGAUGAGUUGGGGUGAGACAGAUUCUCCCUACCCUCGAAAGCCAUUCUUUAUACCAGUCAGAGGAGCAUCACACAGCCCUUCAGUUCAUAAGGACCAUGGGAACACCAGAAGAGGCCUGGUGUGAGGUACUCUCUAUCCUUCAAUGACCUUCUCCAUCGUACAGACUCUAGAGGAGUACCAUGAGAGGAGAGGGGGUUGGUCGGGGACCCUCUACCCCCUAAUGGACUUAAGCCCUAUUCGCACUGGACUAGUAUUACUAUAGAACGUCAGUUAUGUAAUUAUUACCCUAGAAUGUCUGUUUUUCCAGUGGAUGAUUCAGACAGGAUUAGUUUUACCAUCUGCCCCCUGUAUUUUUUUCCCUUAUUCAUAUGAUGGAAGCCUGGAGGCUGUUCUAGGCAUGAAGAUAUUUAAACUCGUCUAAGGAUGGGUCUCUUCAGGGUAUCUGGCCACCCUCAGUUCGAAAGUCAAAAUAAUAUCAAUAAGAACCAUGAAAUGUGUACAGAUAUCUAAUUAACUAACAUAUUUGACAAUUUAUUAUUGAAUGGGCACAAUAUCAUCUGGGCAUAGGGAAAGUUGAUAUAUGACAAAACAGGUCAUUCAUUUGUAGGCUACGUGCAUAGCACUUUGUUUAAAGCAUCAAUUUGUUCCCAUGUUCUUCCCAAACUGCGUGCAGUACCUAUUAAACUCUGUAAUAUCCCUUAAAACACAGGGAUAUCGAUUCACACGGGAUAAGUAGAUUUUUGGGGUUGGAAUAAUAACCUCCCCACCAAGUAAAAAUGACUGGCAUGGCAGAUUCGGAUGGGACUAAAUUUAUGUUGUUUUGUACUCGUGCAUUUAAUUACAUUACCCUAUCUCCCCCAAUGAAACGAAUCCUGUCUGAAUAGGGCUUUAGACCUUCACCACACAGACCUUCACCACACAGACCUUCACCACACAUACCUUCACCAUCAUCCAGGGAAGUGGAGUUUGCCUGGGCCAGGUACCAGCCAGAGGAGCAUCACACAGACCUCCAGCACAUGAUGACCAUGGAGAGAGGUUGAGUUGGGUAUUCUCUAAACCUAAUAGACCUUCUUCAUGUAAGGUUGGAGGUGGCACAGGUACUCUCUAAUCAAGACAUUCAUCCAAGGCCGCAGAGUUGGGUUGGACAGGUACCCUGUAAGCCAAAAAGAGACCUUCUGCGUGCAAAGAUCUGCAGUGGGGUUGGCCAGGUACUCUCUACUCCUGACACAAACCUCCAUCGUGUAAAGAACCGGAAUGGGUGGGCAGAUACCCUGUAAGAAACCUUGAAAGAGACCCUCAACAUUUGAGGGACAGGACUAGGGUGGCCAGAUACCCUGAAAUAAACAUUAAAAAAGACUUUAAACAUUUAAGGGACAGGACUGGGGUGGCCAGAUAACCUGAAAGAGAUUUUAAAAGAGACCCUCAACGUUUAAGGGACAGGACUGGGGUGGCCAGAUAACCUGAAAUAAACAUUAAAAAAGUCUUUAAACAUUUAAGGGACAGGACUGGGGUGGCCAGAUAACCCGAAAAGAUCUUAAAAGAGACCAUCAACGUUUAAGGGACAGGACUGGGGUGGCCAGAUAACCUGAAAUAAACAUUAAAAAAGUCUUUAAACAUUUAAGGGACAGGACUGGGGUGGCCAGAUAACCUGAAAGAGAUCUUAAAAGAGACCCUCAACGUUUAAGGGACAGGACUGGGGUGACCAGAUAUCUUAAGAUACUUACAUCAUGCAAAGCCCCACAGAAGGUGGUCCAGGAUGUACCCUCUACCCCUCACAUAGAUCACCAUGUAACACCCAAAGGAGGAAUCCAUUACGUAACUCUCCACUCCACAGAAUACUGAAGCCCUAGAAGUGGGUUAUCUUAACAUGGUCAUUUCGGGGGUGAACUUGUGUCUCUAUCUCCAUGGCACACCCUUUCACGACCAUCCACUAGUGAUUUCACUAUAUCCAUCGUGUCCCUCUAGAAUAGAUUAUCACCCCCCCCCCCCACACACACACUUAAUGAAGCUCCUAAUGUAGUCACACUCUCCUGCACUUUACCCGAAAUCCCUCUAAAAUGUAAAUUGUAUGUGGAUGAUAUUUAUUUUGCCCUUGGGUUCUGUGAAGUUAUGGUAUACCUUUGUAGCACAGAUAUACAUUUCAGGUUUUAUUUCAGUUCUACAGAAUAUACAGCUGUGGAUCAGGUUGUCAGUCAGUGUGUACCACAACUCAAAUGAUUUAUUCUUUACCUGUAUGUCUUUUUUUCAGGAAAAGACAUACAGGCACAACCUUUCCCCUCCUGCCUCUUCCCCAGCAAAAAUGUUGUAUUGGAUUCUUAUUAUGUUUUCUAACACUUGAUAUACAAUUUGUUUCUACACACAGCUCUGUGACUCUGAAUAUUUCUCAGGUCUAGGUAGAGAGAAGAGCUUUUUAGCAGAGCUUGUUCACAACAAGCUGACCUUUCAGUCACCACAAUAACAAAAUGGGAAAUAGAAACAGAAUGAAGUUUCACAAACCUAUUAUCUUGGUGACCUUACUGCUCAGUCAAGGAUAUUGCAUUGUUAUUGAUCUCUACACAGAGAGAUGUUAGAUUAUAUUGCCUAUAUCGUCAGACCAUGGAGGGGAUAUUAAAGACUUUAUUGUUUAUUG
Oncorhynchus keta (chum salmon) is the source of this 4281-nucleotide messenger RNA. RefSeq names its product isotocin receptor-like. Gene Ontology annotation, cellular component: membrane. Bases 451 to 1632 code for a protein of 393 amino acids. The record is from RefSeq and is a predicted model, not a curated record. Gene Ontology annotation, molecular function: oxytocin receptor activity; peptide binding; vasopressin receptor activity. Gene Ontology annotation, biological process: maternal process involved in parturition; positive regulation of vasoconstriction; G protein-coupled receptor signaling pathway. The transcript has 3 exons. Lineage: Eukaryota; Metazoa; Chordata; Actinopteri; Salmoniformes; Salmonidae.